UUGUCAGCCUGACCCAGACAGACAGUUUCCCGCCCACUCAACGCGCGCCAUGCCCGAGGAACGGAGGGAAGAAGGCGGCCAGAGCUUCCUGCGCACUGCCGCCCAGAGCGUAGGCAUCUUCCUGCUCAUUCAAUUCGGAGCAAAGCAGAUAUUUGGCGGCUCUCAGCCCACCACCGCCCGUCCUGCCAGCGUCCCCGGCGCCAGUGCCCCCAUUCCCGCCUUCGCAGACCGUCCCGCGGGUCUCAGUCCAGAGGGUGUCUACAACGAUGUGCCGCAGGCCAUCUCGCCCAUGUGGCCGCCUCAGGUCGACGUGGACCUCAGCAUCUAUGUCUCGCCGUCCAUGAUUAUGCCAUCGCUGAAGAGUUUGCCUGCCGACUCGCUGGUGCUGGAGGAGAAGAGCUUCCACCUCGGCGACUGGAAGGACAAGCGCGAGAUUGAUACCACGUUCAAGGUGCCGAAAGAGGUGCAGGAGGGUGGUCCUCUCUGGGCGCAUUUCUUCGUCGCGCAGUCUGGACGGCCCAUUGACCCUUCGCGCGCGGACUAUGACAUGUCCAAGUCGUACCACUUCGCGCGUCCUCUGACGCAGUACCUGCCCAAGAAGAAGGUCAAGAAGACUCGAAACUUGCUUUCUGGCGACGACGAGUCUGAGCAUGUCGAGCCGGAGGCAGAGUCCGGGCCUCGUUUCACCAACUUCUACCACCCGAACUUUACCAUGUCCUUCAUUCCGGACUCUGGCAUUAUGAAAUACCCCCAGUUGCACCCGGCUCUGCGCUCUUACGUUCAGCUGGAGCUGUCUGGCGCGCGUGAUGCCUCGGGACAGAACGGGUGGUACUACCCCAUUCUCUUCGUCAACACCUUCUGGCAGUUGAGGGACCACAUGAUGGAGCUGAACUCGACCGUCAAGGAAGUUCCUCUGCACAUUGACCUCAACCAGUUGGCCAAUUGGAAAUUCAGCAUCAUCGCCAGCAUCGAUGCCAAUGUCAAGGCCAAUGCUGCCAACGCUGCUUCCAACCCGGGUCAGAUGACAGCUGGUGGAGACGGCAACGAGUUUGAGGAGUUUAAGCGUAUUCUCAUCGACAGCAACGCCUACCUUCUCGGUACUACCGCAGUUGUCUCUGUCCUGCACAUGAUCUUCGAAAUGCUGGCCUUCAAGAACGACGUCUCCCAUUGGCGCAACAAGAAGGACAAUGUCGGUACUUCCGUUCGCACCAUUCUUGCCAACGUCUUCAUGCAGACCGUCAUUUUCCUGUACUUGAUGGACAACAACGAGAACACGUCCUGGAUGAUCCUUUUCGGGCAGGGCAUGGGCAUUCUCAUUGAAGCAUGGAAGAUCACGAAGACGGUCAACGUCCGCGUGCGCGAAAACCCCGCGGGCUCCCUGAUCCCUUACUCCAUCAAGUUUGAGGACAAACACCAGCUGUCCGAGACGGAAAAGAAGACGCAAGAGUACGACGAGAUUGCGUUCAAGUACCUGUACAUCGUGGCGGUGCCUCUGCUGCUCGCGUACGCGGGCUACUCGCUCGUGUACGAGACGCACAAGUCAUGGUACUCGUUCAUCAUCGCGACGCUGGUGGGUAGCGUGUACGCGUACGGCUUCCUGAUGAUGGUGCCCUCGUUGUACAUCAACUACCGCCUCAAGUCGGUGGCGCACAUGCCCGCCAAGGCGAUGAUGUACAAGUUCCUGAACACGUUCAUCGACGAUCUGUUUGCGUUCACGAUCAAGAUGCCCACGCUGCACCGCCUGGCCACGCUCCGCGACGACGUCAUCUUCUUCAUCUACCUCUACCAGAGCUGGAAGUACCGCGUCGACUACUCGCGCGUCAACGAGUUCGGCCAGGGCGGCGACGACGAGGACGACAAGGACAAGCUGGCCGCGAAGCCGCUUACGAGCCAGCCGGACGCGGACGACUCGGUCAAGGAGGCCGCCGAGGCGAUCAAGGAGGGCGAGGCCGAGGUGAAGGCUUCGGGAUCGGCGAAGAAGCAGGGCGGCAGGAAGAGGAAGUAGAGCGGUGUGCUGGACGGCUUUGGGCCGUGGUUGGAGGCGUUGGAGGAUGCAGGCGCGCGCUGUUUUGCGCUAUGCUCGGGCUGAAAAUGGGGGUAUAAAGUAGGAUAUGCAGAUGCCGUAUAUGGUAGAUCGUAACUAAGAAGCCGUGAUCUGUCCCGGCUCUUUGUGCACCUUUCUGUCUCUCCUCUGCCGUCUCUGUUUGGUGUUUCUAGUCGCCUCGCUAUCAUAGC
Molecule: messenger RNA, 2235 nt
Organism: Aplosporella prunicola CBS 121167
Lineage: Eukaryota; Fungi; Ascomycota; Dothideomycetes; Botryosphaeriales; Aplosporellaceae
Exons: 2
Coding region: 50-2005 (651 amino acids)
Cellular component (GO): membrane; endomembrane system
Source: RefSeq, a predicted model, not a curated record